GCUGUCAUUCGGCGAAAACUAGUUGCAAAACCAACCAUUUCUCUGCUUCUGCUUUGAUUCUCCGUGCUUACUAUCAAACCAACGGAAAGAUGAUUGCAAACGCCGCCGUUCCCCGUUUGGCAUCUGUGGCCGCUCAGGCUCUGCAGCGCCGAACGUACUUCUCGGUUACUAGCUCCCUGCCGCAGGUUCGCGUAUCCCUUGGGGAAAAGGUCGUCCACGGUUUGGCCAUCUUCGGUGGAGUUCUCGCCUACCCGGUUUGGGUCGUAACUCACGUUCGCGAGUACAAGGGCAAUCACUAGGCGCAACGGGGAAACAUUCUAGUAAUAUGUAACAGCCGUGGUCCGUGUGCCUCGCAAACCAUCGGCGACCAGGCAUCGUCCACGAAGCUAGGCUACGAAAAAUCGAUUGUUGAUACCAAACACCAUCGUUGGCAGUAUGAAUAAAUGCAAGGAUGCUUGCGGACCAUAGCAA
Messenger RNA from Anopheles bellator, 471 nucleotides. RefSeq lists its product as uncharacterized. The coding region runs from base 90 to 299 and encodes 69 amino acids. Gene Ontology annotation, biological process: mitochondrial electron transport, cytochrome c to oxygen. The record is from RefSeq and is a predicted model, not a curated record. The transcript has 3 exons. Lineage: Eukaryota; Metazoa; Arthropoda; Insecta; Diptera; Culicidae. Gene Ontology annotation, cellular component: mitochondrion.